UGGCAAUUGGGAAUUGUGCCCUGGCAGGGUGGGCAGGCCCUGGCACAGGGUGCCCACCCUGGAUCCCUGGCAGUGCCCAAGGCCAGGCUGGACAGGGUUUGGAUGAAGCUGCUGCUGCCUGCCACAGAAAGUGGUGGAUUAGUAAAGAAUUCCCUCUAAUCCAGCUAAAAAUAACCAAUUUUAGAGGUUUCUGGAAUAUACAAAGCUGUGAUUUCCACGUAAAUUGGUUGGGUUUUUUUUCUUUUUUUUUAAUAUUUUUCCUGAUCAAGGGGUUUUGGCACCUUACAAAUAUUCAUUCUAUUCUGAAAAUUACCAUUCCCCACAGCCACACUUUCCCCAGUGAGCUGGCUAACUGCUCCCAAGGGAUGUCCAGCAGGUGACAGUCCCUGUGCUGGCAGCACAGGCACAUUCCUUAUUUCCUGUGGCUGCUGGAAGGGCUAAACCCGAGUUUGGAGGUGUUUGCAGGGAAGAGGCAGCUCUGAGGCCAACCCAAGGCACAAGGAAUUGUUGUUCUGAGCUCUGCCCUGCUGAGGAUGUCCCUGAACUACCCAACACCUCAUCCUGACCCACAUAAACUGUGGUUUCCCUCCCAGAAUUCCCAAACUGCAGGACAUUUUAAACUCCACAUUACAUUCAAAUUCAAUUCAAAGCUUCUUUCACACUGAGCAGGGAAAAGGGGUUGGAGUGGAAAAUGAAGGUUAUGGUGAGGAGUCUGCUCCCAGAGCUGCUGGGGAAGGGCAGGAAGGAGCUGCAGGAUCCCUGCCCACCGUGGAAUCCCUCUGGAGCAUCCCUUCCCCUUCCCCUCUGGAGCAUCUCUUCCCCUCUGGAGCAUCCCUUCCUGCACUGCAAUCCCUCUGGAGCAUCUCUUCUUCCACUGCAAUCCAUCUGGAGCAUCCUUUCCUUUCUGGACCAUCCCUUCCCCUCUGGAUCAUCCUUUCCCCUCUGGAGAAUCCCUUCCUGCACUGCAAUCCCCCUGGAGCAUUCCUUCCCAUCCCUUCCCCCCUGGAUCAUCCCUUUUCUCACUGCAAUCCCUCUGGAGCAUCCCUUCCCCUCUGGAGCAUCCUUUCCUGCACUGCAAUCCCUCUGGAGCAUCCCUUCCCCCCUGUGGAAUCCAUCUGGAGCAUCCCUUCCCCACUGCAAUCUCUCUGGAGCAUCCCUUCUCCUCUGGAGCAUCCCUUCCCCACGGGAGCAUCCCUUCUUCCACUCCAAUCCCUCUGGAAUCCCUCUGGAAUCCCUUCCUGCACUGCAAUCCCUCUGGAGCAUCCCCUGCCUUCUGGAUCAUCCUUUCCCUUCUGGAGCAUCUCUUCCCCACUGUGGAAUCCAUCUGGAUCAUCCUUUCCCUUCUGGAUCAUCCCUUCCCCACUGUGGAAUCCAUCUGGAUCAUCCCUUCCCCUCUGGAUCACCCUUUUCCCACUGCAAUCCCUCUGGAAUCCCUUCCUGCACUGCAAUCCCUCUGGAGCAUUCCUUCCCAUCCCUUCCCCCCUGGAUCAUCCCUUUUCUCACUGCAACCCCCCUGGAGCAUCCCUUCCCCUCUGGAGCAUCCUUUCCUGCACUGCAAUCCCUCUGGAGCGUCCCUUCCCCCCUGUGGAAUCCAUCUGGAGCAUCCCUUCCCCAAGGAAGCAUCCCUUCCCCACUGCAAUCUCUGGAGCAUCCCUUCUCCUCUGGAGCAUCCCUUCUUCCACUCCAAUCCCUCUGAAAUCCCUCUGGAGCAUCCCUUCUUCCACUCCAAUCCCUUUGGAGCAUCCCUUCCUGCACUGCAAUCCCUCUGGAGCAUCUCUUCACCACUGUGGAAUCCAUCUGGAGCAUCCCUUCCCCUCCGGAUCAUCCUUUCCAGUCUGGAGCAUCCUUUCCUGCACUGCAAUCCCCCUGGAGCAUUCCUUCCCAUCCCUUUCCCCCUGGAUCAUCCCUUUUCCCACUGCAAUCCCCCUGCAAUCCCUCUGGAAUCCCCCUGCAAUCCCUCUUCCCACCACUCCUGCUCCAAGGCCUCAGGGGGCCUGGGUGACUUCUCCAAUUCUCAAACCAAAGUGGGACCAAACCCUUCCCUCCUGGACUCCCUCGGGAUGGAUUUGGACUUGCCAGCCAUCUCCCAGCUCAUGCCACAGGGAUUUCCCUCUCCCAGGGUGGUUUUGUUCCAUUUUCCCUGCCCAGCAGCUCCAGCAGUGAUUCCCCCAGCAGGGCUCCUGGCAUCCCAGGGCACUGGGAGCUGUGGGCAGGGAAAAGCCCCUGGGAAUGUCCUGGCUUGUCCCCAGUGAGGCCACUCAGCCCCAGGGAAGGUUCACCAGUGCCAAGGGUGAUGCCUCAGGUUUGGCUUUUCUAUUUUUCACAUCCUGUGCUGCUUUGGUGUGUGGGUUUAGAUUCAUAUUCUGGGAUGGUGAGCUCUCUGCACAGAGCAGGCAGACAAAACAAU
This is a messenger RNA of Motacilla alba alba, 2407 nucleotides long. RefSeq names its product MAGE-like protein 2. The transcript is spliced from 2 exons. The coding region runs from base 692 to 1696 and encodes 334 amino acids. NCBI's taxonomy places the organism in Eukaryota, Metazoa, Chordata, Aves, Passeriformes, Motacillidae. The record is from RefSeq and is a predicted model, not a curated record.